AUGAGCGUGGACAGCUCGGAAGCGGACACGGCCAAAUUCCCACGCAUACAUGUGUUUGAUAGCGCACAGGGUAAAGCUGUACCCAGCGACCGUCUACAUCCCGAUAUCGUACUUGCGGCUACGGGGAGCUACGCCUACAUUGUGUCAACAAAACAGGCCUCACACAGAGAUGGGAUUGAGUGGAAAAUACUACGGCUACCCGACAGACGUGUUACUUCAUCUGUUCAUACCCUCAGUCGUCACCGGCUUCCCAGCAUCGUUCCACGACAGUCAUAA
This is a messenger RNA of Neurospora tetrasperma FGSC 2508, 276 nucleotides long. RefSeq lists its product as uncharacterized. NCBI's taxonomy places the organism in Eukaryota, Fungi, Ascomycota, Sordariomycetes, Sordariales, Sordariaceae. The transcript has 3 exons. Bases 1 to 276 code for a protein of 91 amino acids. The record is from RefSeq and is a predicted model, not a curated record.